GAUGGCAGGGAAACCCACAUCGAAAAUUGUGGAAAUCAACAUGAGCAAGAGCAGCCAUAAACACGCACCAUUCAACCGUAUCGAGAAGGGUAGGCGCACUAAGAUCCUCGAGAAGCAUAUCCUGCCAGGCAUAAUGCAGCUCUUGCGCCCUGCCCGCAAACAUUCAGCGUCCUGAAGUCUGCAUGUCGGACAUGGUAAGAUCGCCUGUGAGCGCAGAUCGGUAUCCUACUAUGCCAGGAGAAACAGACAUCAGACAUGAUUAAACUGGGUGGUGGCUUCUGGGAUGGAGGCCUGGCAGUAUUAGAAAAUAUGCCUUCUCUACCAUCUCAAGAGGAAGAUGCAGCUGAGGCAGAAGAGUGGGAGAGGGAAGCAACAUCUACGUUGGAAAUACUAGGUAGCGUUCAUGUGGAGGACAGUCCCACCGCAGACCACGCAUUCCAUGUCUCUCAGCUGAAGAUUAUCCUCGAUCGGACAAGUUCA
Messenger RNA from Suillus clintonianus, 480 nucleotides. RefSeq lists its product as uncharacterized. The transcript has 4 exons. The annotation marks the transcript as partial. Lineage: Eukaryota; Fungi; Basidiomycota; Agaricomycetes; Boletales; Suillaceae. The record is from RefSeq and is a predicted model, not a curated record.